Pogona vitticeps (central bearded dragon) is the source of this 1161-nucleotide messenger RNA. It is a transcript of the gene IFT43, whose product is annotated as intraflagellar transport 43. Gene Ontology annotation, cellular component: cilium; intraciliary transport particle A. Gene Ontology annotation, biological process: intraciliary retrograde transport. Lineage: Eukaryota; Metazoa; Chordata; Lepidosauria; Squamata; Agamidae. The record is from RefSeq and is a predicted model, not a curated record.
CGGAAUCCCUGACGGGUAACGGGGUUGCGGCCCGUUUAAAGGAAGUCUAAGGAAACGAACCUCUCUAUGAAAGCUCACAUUAAAAUAACAGCAGUUCGUCUUUCAGGAGCCCCAACAACGUUUAGGUCUUCUUUAUUUUUCUCGUGUUUGGGCCUUUAAAGGAAGUCGUCGGUUGCUAAGGACGCUUAUGGGGGGGGGCGGGCGGCCGGGCGAGCGGGCGGGCCUUUCUCCCGGAAGUGAGCUCCGGCGUCCCUUUUCUUCUCUCUCCCGGUCGCGCCGCGGGCCCGAAGGAUGGAGGACGAGUUGGAGUUAGAGGAGGAAGUCUGCAAGGGGAUAACAAAGAUGGGUCGAAGAGCUCAUCAGGAUUACUUCCAAGAGGAAAAUCAUCUUAGCCAGACAAGUUCUCCAGCAGUAGAGCGUCCAUCAUCCAAACCUCCAGCCCGGGAAGGAGUGUGGUCUGGCUUGGUUGGUGCAAGUGCUUUCAAGUCAAAAAAGAAACCUGCUGAACAAGAAAUUGAAGACCACCGUCUGAGGCAGCAGAGUUCGGAGGCAGCAGAUGAUGGAGGAGGAUCCGCUCUCCCCACAUCAGUUUCUUAUCUGAGAGCAGGGAGAAAGAAAGCAGCAGUUCAGCUCCUCAUCCAUGUUAUGAAAAUCGGAUUCCAAGUGGCUGUGAUCAAACCCAAUUGGCUGUCAGCUGGGGUGGCCUUGUGUGCAGGAAGGAAGCUUCUGAGGCGCUCCUGGAUGUGGAAAUGUCAUGAAUGCUAUCGAUCAAAGCUGCAUUUUAAAAAUAAAUAUAUAUGUGAUUUAAAAAAAAAACCUAAGGAAUUUAGCAUAAAGGAUAUGUAGCUUGUCUUGUUUUUGCACUGGAGCAUGAAAAGGAUGAAACAGAACUAACCUUACCUGCUUUCUAACAUAAUUCAUUUAGAGGUUUAUGAGAAGCUUCUUUUUAGCCCCAUAGUAAGGGGGGAAAACUUAAUCUGUAGGAUGAUUGGAGGUUUGAUGUUUGCUUUUCCUUCCUAUUCGAUGUACUUUAGUCCAUGUGCAAAAGAUUAUAUGGUCUUAACCUAGCAUUAAAUAAUGCAUAAUAGCUAUCACCUCUUGAUUUUGUGUUUUAAAUAUUUAAUGCAGAUAAAAUUGCCAGUCCCACAUAUAAACUUGUUU